CGUCUUGUUUGCUGUCAAGGAAGCUGAAGUUUUGAACCGUUUGGAACCGCUAAGCGAAGUCUGAGGUGAAAAUGAGCCAACAGGAGGACUCGUGGGAAAAACUAGACUCAGAAUUUGACCAUCAUCUAGUGGACAUGAAACCAUAUGUCCUGAAACUUCCCGGCAAGUCAGAACGGCAGAGAUGUGCCUUAUGGAUAAAGAAGCUGUGCGAUCCUGCGGUCUCAUCUGGAUCUGGGCUCACGGCACGGAAGAACCGGAACAUGUACGCUCGACUCCUUCUGCACAUGCUCAGAAGAGGGGUUUUGGAGGGCCCCUUCAUCCACAAACCCGAUGUGGGUCCCUUGAAGACUCUUCCAACAUAUAUGGCGAUCUACUUUGAUGAGCCGCUCUUCGGGGGAUCUGUGGAGCAGAGUCCCGCCAUCCUGCCUGACUGGGUGUCCUCAGAGCUGGGGAACAGUGAGGAGACCUGGGCCUCCACAUCCAGAGAGACAGUCACCCCCACUGCCACCAGUUCUCCUCAUACACACAGGAGGAGACACACGUACGGAGACAAGCUCCCGGCUCGAACCCAGGCCUCCCGCGCCCUGACGCAGUCCGCCAGCGAGGAGGAUCAAACGAACGACAGAUGCAGAGUGCAGGCCAGAGUGCAGUCUUCCGGCGACAGCGACCUCGAAGCGCGACUCAACAGCUGGAACCUCGGGAUCGAGAAGCCCAGGUAUCUGCGGGAGAAGCCCAUCCCCCUCUCUCCGAUUUGCCUCAAAACAAGCCGGGGAAAAAAUAGAACCUACAGUGACGAUCAGGCAGUUUUUCACACACAGCAGAAAGAGGGGGAGUUGAAGGCCAAGGUUCUGGAGGCUCGGUAUCAGGAGGAGAGGCUGAAGAUGCAGCAGAGGCACGAUGCUGACGUUCAGAAGAUUCUGGACAGAAAGAAUGGCGAGAUUGAGGAACUGAAGGCCAUGUACAGGACCAAGCAGAAAGACUCGGAGGAGACCGUCUGCAAACUGGAGAAGAAAGUUCAGAGCCUGGUGCGCGAGUCGCAGGUCGUCCGCGAGAACAGAGACGAGCAGAUCGCCGAGCUGAAGAAGAUGCUGGACAACAACGCCGACUCUGUGAAAAACGAGUGGGAAACGAAGUUGCACACUGCCGUGACGGAGAUGGAGCAGGAGAAGUUUGAGCUGCAGAAGAAGCACACGGAGAACAUCCAGGAGCUUCUGGAUGACACAAACCAACGGCUAGCCAAAAUGGAGGCCGAGUACAGCACUCAGACACAGGCCACAGAGCAGGUGGUGAAGGAGCUGGAGGGCCGAGUGAAGCAGCUCUCUCUGGAGGUGGAGAACGGGAACGUCCUGCGGCAGAAGGUCACCCAGGAGAAGGCGGAGCUGGAGAUCCAGAUCGCCUCCAUCAGCUCGGAGCUGCAGGAGUCCAACCGCAGGGCCAUCACUCUGCUGAUGGAGAAUGAGGAACUUGUGAACAGUCACGAGAAGACCGUUCAGAAGAUGCAGGCCAAACAGGAAGCAGACAUGAGUUUCCUUCAGCAGGAACAAGCCCUCUCUGCAGCCAAGGCCUCUGAUGUCAUCGUGGACCUGGAGCAGUGUGUGGCUCAGCUCCGACAGCAGCUGCAGGACUGUGAGAACAAGAGGACCAAACAGCUCAGGGAACAAGAAAGCAAAUCUUCAGAUCUUCUGCACGCCACUGAGAAAAAGGUGCGCUCCCUGCAGAAAGAGGUGGAGAAAGAGAAGGUGGACGCCAAGAAGAAGAUGUCCAAGAUGGAGGAAGCGCUGACGGAGAAGGAGGAUCAGCUGUGCAGGCAGCGGGAGUGUCACAGGCAGCAGAUGCAGCAGGCGGAGAGCGCUCUGGAGCAGUUUAAGAAACAGGCGGAGCUCAGCAGCGAGAAGGCCUUCACCGACAUGAAGCAGCAGAUGGAGAAAGUGGAGGCCGAUCUGAUCAGGUCCAAAGGGCUGAGAGAGAAGCAGGCGAAAGAGUUCUCCUGGCAGCUGGAGGAGCUCAGACAGAGAUAUGAACAGCAGAUCGUGGAGCUGAAGAUGCAGCAGGAGCAGGAGAGGACCCAGCUGUACGAGAGACACAACGGCGAGAAGGACGGUCUGGUGCAGGACCACCGCCGCGAGAUCCAGAGCCUGGAGAAGCAGUCGCUGGCCGCCAUGGUGCAGCACCAAGCCCAGACGCAGGAGUGGAGGAACCGAGACUCCCAGAGCAUCACGCAGCUGGAGGCCCAGGUGCACAGCCUGCGGGAGGACCUGCUCCAGGCCCACGCCCAGCGGAAGCAGCAGCUGAUGGAGCUGGGCGUGCUGCGGGAGGAGGAGCGCCAGAGGGCGGCCCAGGAGCAGGAGGCCACGCUGGGCCGGCUCCGUGCGGAGAUGGAGCGUCUCAAACAGGACCUGGAGAGGACCCACGCCGCCGAUAAGCAGCUGGCCCUGGAGAAGAGCAAUGCUAAGGUAAAGCAGGUUGAGAAGGAGUGCAGCCAGAAACUCGCCAGGUCGUCUCAGGCGUUGGUGGAGCUGCAGGCCGGUGUGUAUGCUGCUCAGGAGGAGGUGCGGCUGCAGAGGCAGGAGGCAGAGAGGCAGCAGCAGGAGGCCCGGGCGCAGUGGGAGGACGAGAGGAGGCGCAUCAUCCGCGACUCCGACCGAGCCACACAGGCCCUGCAGGAGAAGGUGGAGGGUCUGCAGAAGCAGCUCCACGGCGUGGAGAGGAAGCUGAGGUCCCAGGAGCUGGAGACUCAGGAGCAGGUGACUCAGAUCAGGCAGGAAUGUGAGGUGAAGAUCAAAGGCCUGAUGCCAGCAGCACUGAGACAGGAGCUGGAGGAUACCAUCACCUCCCUUAAAUCACAGGUGAGCUUCCUGCAGAAGAGAGCGGCAGUGCUGCAGGAGGAUCUGGACGUGUACCGGAGCAGGAGGUAACCAAUGGGAGCGGCGGAAUGUGAAGGAACGCCAAUCAGAGACAGAUGUGAGAAUCUCAGAGCCUGUCACCUCCCCUGCCACUCAUCCAAAUCGCACCCCGCCCACCCCUGUUUCUAAACACCUUUCCGUGCAAUGUUUUGGUUGAUGACCUUGCUACUUAUAUUUUAAUCCAUGCGUUUGCAGUCUUACAUAUGUUACAUAUGGUAUUUAUUUCAGUUUGUUUAAAAUUAAUUUUGCUAAAUAUGUUGUGAAUGUAUGACCUACCCUGUUUUCCAUGUGUUGUCGCCUAUGAACAAAACAUGAAUCAAGUUUUCAGAUACUAAGUAUACAGGAAAUAUCAAAUGCACAAUUGUUUUUUUAUUAAAAUAUUUUGAUGUUUUAUAUCUGAA
Conger conger (European conger) is the source of this 3304-nucleotide messenger RNA. RefSeq names its product centrosomal protein 112 (gene cep112). Bases 72 to 2915 code for a protein of 947 amino acids. The transcript has 27 exons. Lineage: Eukaryota; Metazoa; Chordata; Actinopteri; Anguilliformes; Congridae. The record is from RefSeq and is a predicted model, not a curated record.